AUGUCCUCUCCACCCCCUCAGGUCCUCCCUAACGCUACAUCCUGUAUAGUCUGUACGCUGCAUCCGUGCUCAAAAUUUGCGAAGAAAUUUUCCAUCAUUCGUCGAAUUCGAUUAUAAUACGACUGUACAACGCUUUAGUAGCUAUUAUAGUACAAUUAUAUAUUAUAUUUCUAAAAAUCGUGAAAGCAAUGUGUCGAUCGAAGGGGAAUAUCUUUGGCUGAAGAGUAUAACCUAUUUUUUGUAUACUAUAUUCUUUGUAUCGCAUUCUGUCAUACUCGCGACGCCCAUUGAUCUUAAAAUUGAACCGAAUUAUUCGUAAAUUUAUAAAGAGAAACGAGCAAAUUUUUUGCGAUACAUUCGAUAUGUCGAGUGAGAGCGUAAAAACAUUUGCAAGUCUCGAGACACCUGGAUAUGUGGGAUUUGCAAAUUUACCUAAUCAAGUGCAUCGGAAAUCUGUGAAAAAAGGUUUUGAGUUUACCCUUAUGGUUGUUGGAGAAUCUGGUCUUGGAAAAUCCACUUUGGUAAAUAGUUUGUUUCUUACGGAUUUGUAUCCUGAACGAAUAAUUCCUGAUGCAGUAGAAAAAACCAAUCAAACUGUUAAACUUGAUGCUUCAACGGUCGAGAUUGAAGAAAGAGGGGUCAAACUUAGAUUAACAGUUGUUGAUACACCUGGUUAUGGAGAUGCAAUCGAUAACACAGAUAGUUUUAGAGCUAUCAUUCAAUACAUAGAUGAUCAAUUUGAAAGAUUUCUUCGUGACGAAAGUGGCUUAAACAGGAGGAACAUUGUGGAUAACAGAAUACAUUGUUGUUUUUAUUUUAUUUCACCGUUUGGUCAUGGAUUGAAGCCGUUGGACAUCGAGUUUAUGAAACAACUUCAUAACAAAGUUAAUAUAGUACCUGUAAUAGCAAAAGCUGAUGUACUUACGAAAAAGGAAGUCUUACGCUUGAAAAAAAGAGUUAUGGAAGAGAUUGAAGGCAGUGGAAUCAAAAUAUAUCCUUUACCAGACUGUGAUAGCGACGAAGAUGAGGAUUACAAAGAACAAGUGCGUCAAUUAAAAGAGGCUGUUCCAUUCGCAGUAUGCGGUGCGAAUAGCUUAAUUGAAGUCAAAGGAAAGAAAGUACGAGGUCGAGUGUAUUCAUGGGGUGUUGUUGAAGUCGAGAAUCCCGAUCAUUGCGAUUUUAUCAAAUUAAGGACAAUGUUGAUUACACAUAUGCAAGAUUUACAGGAAGUAACACAAGAAGUACAUUAUGAAAAUUAUCGUAGUGAAAGAUUGGCAAAAGGAGCUCCAGUACCGCCUCGACGUCAAACUUUUGCUGAACCAGAUAAAAACAGCACAGUAUCAGAAAAGGAUCGCAUUUUGCAAGAAAAAGAAGCAGAAAUACGACAUAUGCAAGAAUUGCUGGCUGUGAUGCAGGCACAGAUGCAACAACAACAACCUUGAUCAACUAUGCAUUUUUAUACUGAUAGUGAAGAAAAUAACUUUUCACUGUUACGAGUGCCAAAAAGAUCUAUAAAACUUUUUUAGUAACUUA
This is a messenger RNA of Nylanderia fulva, 1533 nucleotides long. RefSeq names its product Septin 1 (gene Septin1). Gene Ontology annotation, biological process: cell division. NCBI's taxonomy places the organism in Eukaryota, Metazoa, Arthropoda, Insecta, Hymenoptera, Formicidae. Gene Ontology annotation, molecular function: GTP binding. The record is from RefSeq and is a predicted model, not a curated record.